CCCCUGUCAACGGAGAGCCGAUGAAUCGGCGCUUCCUGUUGACCCUUACGAUCCGCUUCCGGUCGCGGGCGUCGUCACGUGGCGACGCGCGGUGUAUUGUGGGUGCUUUACCCAACCCCCACCCAGCGCAAAGCGGACGCCUCUGUUGAUUGACGACACCGGCCUCACCAUGAGUCUGUGGGAUCACAACGACUACCUGGAGGAGCCCAGCGAUGACGAGGAAAACCAGCUGAGUAGCUCGGAGGACGAGGUGGACGUCCUGCUGAACGGUCCGGCCAAGCGGAAGCGCCGCCUCAUUCGCGAGGUGCUCACGGGCGAGAGCGAGUCGUCCAGCGACGAUGAUUUCGUCAAGGAGAUGGCAAAGGAGUUGGACUCGACCGUGCGCGAGAUCACGGCCGUCUGGGCGCCUCCACCGGUGCCGGCGAUAAAUGGAGACGGCAAUCAAGCGGGAGCCUCGGCCGGGACGGGCGACGCCACCAGCGCCACGAACCCCGAGUUCUACGACGACAUUUACUUUGAGACGAGCUCGGAGGAAGAGUCCACUGAGGGAGGUGUGAGCGCCCGCAAGAAGAAAAAGCUGAAGAAGCGCAAGGAGGCGUCGCGCCGUGUGCUUACCAACGAUGAGCUCAUGUACGACCCGGGCAUGGACGACGCCGACCAGGAGUGGGUGGACAAGCAGCGUCGCCGGUACCGCGGGCUGCAGAGCGGGAGGGCGGACGGCAAAGCGGAUGAGGAGACUCCCUCCAGCGAUGCUGUGCUCAACUGCCCCGCGUGCAUGACCACGCUGUGCCUCGACUGCCAGCGGCAUGAGCUGUACAGUCACCAGUACCGCGCGAUGUUUGUCCUGAACUGCACGGUGAACCGCUCCGAGGUGCUGCGCUACCGCAUGGCGCGGCCGCGCGGGAAGGGCAAGCAGAGGCGGCGGAAGGGGACCACCGGCACUGAGGAGGCUGCCGCCAACGCCGGGACCUUCCACGCAGUGGCGGGAGGCACGGGGAAGGAGGCGGAGGAAGAGGAGUACUACCCGGUGACGUGCAACGAGUGCCAGACGGAAGUGGCCGUCUUCGACAAGGAAGAGGUCUACCACUUCUUCAACAUCAUCGCCAGCCACUCGUAGGGCCCCCCCCGGUGGCUGCCCCUCUCACUGCGUGGAUGGGAGAAAAGUCAAAAUUUCAGUCGCAAAUUCCACAAGACUCAGGACAUAGGUCACCUCGUACCUCUGUUAUAAUCACACAUUUAUUCUUACCUCGAUAACCUUAAUUGAUUUAGUUUCUUUCACGUAGAUUAUCCCAUGUGGUGCUUUGUUGGUGUUGCAGACAACAGAGGCUGAAUGGCCUUGGGUAAAGACUCAUGUGUGAGGCCUUUGCAGCAAAAGCCAUUGUUAUAUCGUAUUGUACUGUACUCCGCCGUCUAUGUCCCCACGUUCACCAACCUGCACUGACAAGUGUGGUUAGAAGUAUGGUCAAAUAGCCCCCACCACCCGCACGCUAUGGGGCGGCUAUCAUCCAGCUGCGGGUUAACAAAAGGACUGUACGCGGGUACACUUCUUACAUUUGAGAAACCGGUUCAGCUCAUUACUACUUCCAGGGGCUCAAGUACUGCAUCAACAGUGAUACGGGCUUUGACGUGAACAUUAACAUUUUGUCAACAAGAACCAACCACUUUACACCUUUCCAAACUGUCAAAAGUGUAAUUGUUAGAAUCAGUGAUACUGCAUUUAAGAGGGCCACCUGUAUGUAUGUAUGUUGAAUCUCUUUCGCACCAUAGGUAGCCAACCGUGCUAAUCGGAGGUGCACCUAUAGAUGCACAGUCCCUUUUGUGAGUCCACUGUUGGAUGAGGGCCUCUCCCCCCCCCCCCCACACUGAAGAUAAUGGGGGUUAUUUGACCAUAGUGCGGACCGCAGGUCAGUGCGGAAUGGUGAAGGCGGAGAGCGUAGACCUCGGAGGAUAUGCAGCACAACGAUGGAUUGUUACUGCAAGAGGAGUGGGACUUUACACGGUGCAACGAAAUAUAACCGAUGCUUGAUGUAUUAAAAUAGCACGCUGGUUAGCACAUGUGCCCAUCCGUAUGAAUUACCUUAGUGUUUUGCAAACUCGCUGAACUAAUUCUGCUGUAACUGCCAAACAAACACGUGCAUUAACCAUGUGCAGAACAUCUGUUUCAGAAGAUAAAUGCAUAAUUUGACUUGGAAAAUUUGACUUAUUCUCCAAAGUGUCAACAUGCAGUGAGGUGUUACAUAUUUGUAAGUAACGCAAAAUAAUAUGUAAAUAAACCACUUUUAUUUUUAUUUCUUUA
This is a messenger RNA of Petromyzon marinus (sea lamprey), 2296 nucleotides long. It is a transcript of the gene EAPP, whose product is annotated as E2F associated phosphoprotein. NCBI's taxonomy places the organism in Eukaryota, Metazoa, Chordata, Hyperoartia, Petromyzontiformes, Petromyzontidae. Gene Ontology annotation, cellular component: nucleus. The record is from RefSeq and is a predicted model, not a curated record.